AUGCAAUCAAUAAUAAUAACAAAUAAUACUUAUCCUCAUAUUUUGGAAAUUCCUGAUGAGUUGUGGGUUGAGAUUUUUCGAUGGAUCAAGCCUCCUAAUAAUGAAGAGUGGUUAUUCUUUAUGAUUAACUUGCCGAUGGUUUGCAAAAGGUUUUAUCACGUGUUGAGAAUGUCGGAACAGGGUAAUUUCUUUUACAAAUUCAUGUAUGAAAAGAUGUUUAUGUGGAGGAAUAACAAGGGAUUGAAGGAAGAUGGAUCGAAUAAUUUCUGGUUUGAUCAAUUGAAGUGGGAAAUUAACUUUUACAGAAAUUGUAAUGUUAUUGCAGGAAAGGAAAGUUAUAGAGUUGUUCAAGAUCGAUCACUAUUGAAAAAUAAUGUGAUUGUUUUUAAAAAGUCAGUCGGUAGCUCUAUUGCCUCGAUCAAUAGACCACUCAAGAUCAAUACUGGAUGUUACUAUUUCGAAUGUGUGUUUAUGGAUAAAAUUGAUUCGACUGAUAACGUUCUUUUUGGAAUUGUAUUGGAAAAUCAAUCUAAUGAAGGUUAUAUUGGAUCUGAUAAGAAUUCAGUGGGUUAUUACUUUAGUGAUGGAGCAAUUUAUUAUGGAGGAAAGAGUGUGAAAUCAGGGUAUGGUAUUAAAAUGUACAAACAAUUGGUACUUGGGUUGUUGAUUGAUACUGACAAUUUAACUUUGGAGUAUGUCACAGAUAUUACUUUCGAAAAGAUUUAUUUGAACGUGGUAGCUCCGAAUAUUGCUGAAAAAUUACAUGAAAACCAGUCAAUUUUACCCUGUGUCAGUAUCCUGUACGAUAAUAGAAGAAUGAAAAUGAAAUGCUUUGAAAUCUGUUCCUAUGACAAGUGCAGUUUCAUUCAAGAAGUAAGACACCAAUCUUUGUAA
Naegleria gruberi is the source of this 894-nucleotide messenger RNA. RefSeq lists its product as uncharacterized. The coding region runs from base 1 to 894 and encodes 297 amino acids. The record is from RefSeq and is a predicted model, not a curated record. The transcript has a single exon. Gene Ontology annotation, molecular function: protein binding. NCBI's taxonomy places the organism in Eukaryota, Heterolobosea, Eutetramitea, Acrasida, Naegleriidae.